AUGUCGUCGACAAGACUUGCUGGCGGUGCUAAACAUCGGCUAAUGUCCGAGAUGCAAGAGCUCUCAAAAGAGAAAUGGGUGAACAUCGAUUUGGUGAAUGCCAAUAUCUUACGUUGGCGACUUGGUCUUAUUGUCGUUAAUCCCGACAGCGCAUUUAAUGGAGGCUACUUUAAGGCCGAGAUGACCUUCACUGAAGAGUAUCCCUACCAGCCGCCGACCUUUAGAUUCCUCAUCCCCAUCUAUCACCCCAACAUCUAUCCCGACGGCAAACUAUGCAUCUCCAUUCUACACACUCCCGGCGAAGAUAUCAUGUCUGGAGAGCAGGCCAGCGAGCGGUGGUCUCCUUUACAAGGUGUUGAGUCUGUGCUCCGGUCCGUUCUCCUACUUUUAGAUGAUCCCGAGAUCAACUCCCCCGCAAACGUAGACGCCAGCGUAACGUACAGGGACAAUCGCACUGCCUACGACAAGAAAGCCAGGGAAAUUGUCGAGAAGUCCAAGAGCGACAUUCCGAGCGACUUCGUGAUGCCAACCAGUCUCGAACCUCCCCCACCACCGAAGCCGGUAGACGACGAUGCUGCAUUUUGGGACGAAAGUGACGAAGAACUUGAUUUCGGAGGUAGUGACACAGGCGAUGACGCAGAAUUAGCAGAGUUUGAUGAAGACGGCGAGGAUGACGGCGCUAGCGACGACGACGAUAAUUAA
This is a messenger RNA of Daldinia childiae, 702 nucleotides long. RefSeq names its product Ubiquitin-conjugating enzyme E2-34 kDa. Lineage: Eukaryota; Fungi; Ascomycota; Sordariomycetes; Xylariales; Hypoxylaceae. The record is from RefSeq and is a predicted model, not a curated record. Gene Ontology annotation, biological process: protein polyubiquitination; proteasome-mediated ubiquitin-dependent protein catabolic process. Bases 1 to 702 code for a protein of 233 amino acids. Gene Ontology annotation, molecular function: ubiquitin conjugating enzyme activity. The transcript has 3 exons.